Molecule: messenger RNA, 396 nt
Organism: Poecile atricapillus (Black-capped chickadee)
Lineage: Eukaryota; Metazoa; Chordata; Aves; Passeriformes; Paridae
Exons: 3
Coding region: 93-371 (92 amino acids)
Source: RefSeq, a predicted model, not a curated record
CCCCGUUCAUCGCCGAUGACCGCGGGCACCUCCUGCCGCAUGUGCGCCGCUCCCAGGUGUCACCGUGGGGCACCUUCCUGGGCACGUGGGAGAUGCCCCGGAGCCUCCCCCCGGCCUGGCUGGACCUCACCUCCCGCUCACCUGGAGCCGCCGCCCGCGCCACCCAAAACCGGCCCCGAGCCCUGAGCCGGGCGUGCAACGGGAUCAGCACCCACAUCACCGGCAAGCUCCAGGAACCCUGGGACACGGAACCUUCUGGAAAGGAACCCCCCAGCAGGGGCUCCCCCUGCCCUGAACCCCCAAACCCCGGGGGGGACCUUGAGGGGGGACCCCAAAAUCCCCCCCAAUCCGAGCCCCCCCCCAGCUCCUGAGCCCCUGGAGGUGGCUUUGGUGUCA